Molecule: messenger RNA, 560 nt
Organism: Magnolia sinica
Lineage: Eukaryota; Viridiplantae; Streptophyta; Magnoliopsida; Magnoliales; Magnoliaceae
Product: EG45-like domain containing protein
Exons: 3
Coding region: 42-434 (130 amino acids)
Source: RefSeq, a predicted model, not a curated record
CAAGCACUGAGCUAGUUCAUGCUAAAAGUGCAGCAGGAGAGAUGACGAUGAGGUUUGUGUUAGCAGCUCUGUUUAUGGGAUGGUUGUGCGUCGAUGCGGUUGUAGCCAUAGGAGUCAUUGGAAGAGCUACAUCUUACAACCCUCCUUACAUCCCUACAAAAUGCCCGGGAUACAGCAGCGAACAGUUUCCAGAGGAUGGUUUAAUUGCCGCGGUAAGCCAAGCGCUGUGGGACAAUGGUGCGGCAUGUGGUAGGAAGUACCAAAUCCAGUGCUUGAGCGGCCCCAGGUACUCGUGCAAAAACGACGCUACAGAAGUAGAGAUUGUCGAUUUGUGUGAUCCAUGCCCGGCAAUGAUGGUCUUAUCUACCAUAGCCUUUGAGAAAAUUUCGAGGACCCGCAACACCACAGUCGGCAUCAAUUUUGCUCAGAUCUGAUGUACUGCGAGCUCCUUGAUGUGUUGCCAACAACAGUUCUAUCAGAUGCCUUCACCGAAUCUAUUUUAUUGUAUCUUCUGUUGAUGCAAGAAUCUGGACCGCCCUCUUCUGACCGCCUGCAUAGGA